AUGGAGCAAAGGGUUGCCCUUGACGAUUACAACUCAGACCUGAAUUUCGUUGUUUGCGACCACGGCUAUGGAGCCUCCACGCUGAACUACCCCCUGGGAUUUCGUCUGAUGUGGGCUGGGGCCAGGGCAACGCACGGAGUCUGCAAAGGCAAGGUUUACUUCGAGGUAAAGCUAGAAUCCUACCAAGAUGCCAGAUGUGAGGGUCAGAACAGACAGCAUUCGCACCUUAUCAGAGUAGGCUGGUCCUCAGCUACUUCGUCCUUUGCUUUGGGUGAAGACGUCUGGUCUUUCGGCUACGGAGGCUGGGGGAAAUUCUCAACUGAUGGAAAAUUUAGUGAAUAUGGUGAGAAUUUUGGACAAGGUGAUGUCAUUGGUGCCAUGCUGGAUCUAGAAUCUAAGCCAGCUAAAGUAGCAUUCAUGAAAAACGGCCAACAUUUAGGAACAGCAUUCAGUUUCUCUAACUUUCCGAUCGGCAAUCCUAUUAACGCCCUGUUCCCGCAUGUAUAUUUGAAGAACUGCAACAUCAAAGUAAAUUUUGGACAACAAGGCGCUUGGUUUACACCCCCCAGAGGCUUCAGGUAUUUAGAACACAUCCCAGUCGUGAGCCGAGUCAGAGGGGCCAUUGCUCCUUUAAAAAAGCUAGACUGUGAGGUUAUUAUGACUGUAGGACUUCCUGGCUCAGGCAAAACAACUUGGGCUACAAACUUUCAGAAGCAGCAUCCCGAAAAACGCUACAACAUUCUUGGGACAGACUUAAUCCUUGACCAAAUGCGCGUCGUUGGAACCAGUAGAGCUUACCCCGACCGGUGGCAGAUGCUCAUUGAAAUGGCGACCGAAUGCUUUGAUGUACUUCUUCGCACUGCCGCUUCAAAGAAGAGAAAUUACAUCUUGGAUCAAACGAAUGUAUACGCUUCUGCCAGGAAAAGAAAGCUAACACAAUUUUCCGGCUUCAGGAGAGUUGCUGUAGUAGUACAACCUGACGACACUGAAUUGCUUCGUCGGUCUCAAAAAAGAACUAAGGAAACCAAGAAAGAAAUACCUUUUCUGGAGAUCAGAAAGAUGAAAGCAAAUUAUAGUCUGCCAGAGACAAGUGACAAUUUGUUUGACAGGGUGGACUUCGCUGAGUUGCCUCUCAGAUCUGCCCUGGCGUUAGUGCGUCGAUACAACAGAGACAAUAUACAGUAUAAAGGGAAGUAA
Molecule: messenger RNA, 1197 nt
Organism: Candidula unifasciata
Lineage: Eukaryota; Metazoa; Mollusca; Gastropoda; Stylommatophora; Geomitridae
Source: the annotation of a GenBank genome assembly